Molecule: messenger RNA, 2749 nt
Organism: Ruditapes philippinarum (Manila clam)
Lineage: Eukaryota; Metazoa; Mollusca; Bivalvia; Venerida; Veneridae
Product: titin-like
Exons: 12
Coding region: 55-1938 (627 amino acids)
Source: RefSeq, a predicted model, not a curated record
UUCGUUAAUAUUCAGUAUUUGUGCGUUAUUUUUAAAACAUCUUUACAAAUCAGAAUGAAAUAUUUAAUGGCCGCAUCUUUAUGUGUUUUCUUUAUGAUUAUAGGGAUAAGGCCCUCAUAUUUAAUGAAAUUUGGGACCAUAAAGUUCGAACCAGAAAGGGUAAUGGAAUGCCAUACAGCACGCCUAAUUUACACACCAAACCAGAGCGGCAAAGAACGCAGAUGGGUCAGAGAACAUAUAGAUACAGCAACGGUAGAAACAAUUUAUGAACACAAGAAAAUACAAUACUAUGAUACAACCAAAUACUUUGAAUUAAAACAUGGUGACAAGUUCAUCUUAUUUAUAUCAGCGAUUAAUUCAACAGACAGUGGAGAAUAUUUGAUUUUUAAUGGUGAAAGAUUCAUCGGUCGUUCACGUCUAACUGUAAUUGGAAACUCUUCAGAAGGAGGUUGCAUUGAUAAAUGUGGCGAGCUUUGGAUCACAAAAUCAAACAUCACAGACGGAGACCAAGUUGCUUUUCAAUUCUUUGUUGCUUCUGGCAAAAACGUGAUCUGGGAAAAGAAAUUGGUUUCAUCCUUUAAUCAACUGGCUGGUGGGAAGUAUGAGAUAGCAGAGACUGAAGAGAAACGGAUGCAUACCCUUGAUAUUUUAAAGACAGAUUUAAGCGAUAGAGGUGAAUACAGAGUAAAUUGCGGUAACACAGUGUCAAAUUCAGUUUAUUUGAAUAUUGUUCUACCAGUACCAGUAUUUUCCAACGUUGAACGCAAAUCUUACUGCAAACUUAAAAGAUGUAUAUUGGCCUCUCUUAAUGAAGCCGUAAUGGUAGAAUGUUCCGUUAAAGGUGCUCGAUCAUCAGAAGAAGUUUUCAUGUCGAAGAAUGACCUGAUGCUUAAGAAUGCAAUACACACUCACGAAGACAGAUUUAAUGUGACCUAUACUUAUGUAAAAUACAGUUUUGUGCCAACUAGAUCAGAUAUUGACACAAUAUUUAAAUGUAUGGUGAAAAAUCAAGGUCCUUCAGAAUUUUCGUCGGCAUCUGUAAUGGCUUAUGUUUCAGUUACCCCAGAAAAGAUUGAAAUCAGUUUCAACGAGAUAAUAGAAGGAACGAAAUGUGAAGUUCAAUGUAUUGCAAUUAAUGGCAGACCACCACUAAAAUCGAAUUUGUAUAUAGAUGGUCAAAAUGAACCUGGCACGAUGAAGACAAAUAAAAGAGGGCCUGGAAACAUGUAUACUAUAACCACGUCGAUAACUAAAAAUUUUACCCGCCUCCAUAAUCAGGUAAAGGUACUGUGCUGCAGUUCUGUUGGUAAUGGAAUAUGUGGAGAAAAGAAAGUCAAUAUUUUGUAUUCACCAAUAGUUAACAUAUCUUGGCAAGAAAACAAAGAUAUAUUCGUCGGUGAUGACGUUCACUUGACUUGCCACGUGGAAAGUAAUCCACCGUCAACAAUAUCUUGGUACAAUCAGUCUGGUUUAAUUCAAGUGGUUUACGAAACAAAACUACUCGAUAUCAAUUUAACAAGCGUCUCGACAGACUAUUCCGGUACAUACACCUGCACGGCACACAAUGGUAUAGGUGGGAUAGCAUCAAAAAGUAUAUCACUUAUUGUAAAAGAAUCAAGAAAAGCUAUGGUUCACAGCUAUGUUUUGGGUCUGGCUAUAGGUAUUCCUAUAACUGCGGUUCUGACCUCUGUCAUAUCUUUCAUUAUGGUUUAUAAAAGAAGAAAAGGUGCAUUGUUGGUGACCAGAACAGACGGGGUUGACAAUGAGUAUAAUGGAAGCAGAAACGACGAUACUGACUUACAGGCCGGAUAUGAGUCUUUGGCAAGACAAGACACAUCGAAUGAGGUAGAAAUGUAUACACAAAUAGAUAAUCGUAAACCCACAGAAUUGCGUGUCGUGUAUGAGAAUUUAGAGUUAUGUAGAAGAGGAAACCAAUAAGUGUGAUAUGGAUAUUUUACAUCUUUACCUAAAAACUAUUAGAGACAGAGAAAAAUCUAAAUUAUGUUACUGAUUUCAUCAUUUUGGUAUUUCAUUUUGAUAUUCAAUUUUAAAAAGUGCAUUGACAUUUUAGGCCUGGUCAGACAUUUAAAUUGUGCAUACUUUAAUUAAAGAUAGGAUUACUAAAACUGUAAUUGGGAUAAUGCUCUCGUGAUUGUAGUUUUAUAAAUAAUUUUGAAAUUAUUUUCACAAUAUUCAUCGUUUAUUUGACACUGGCAAUGUACUUGGUAUAUGUUUUGACAUAGAUCUGUGAAAUCACAGUUUAAAGUUGCGAAACGGUGUACUGUACAAUGCAUGUUACAGUUUACAUUUUUACUUAUAUCAAAACUAUUACAAAAUUUCAUCUUUUGAGUAGAUAUAAAAUAAACAUAUUAACAUGAAUAAAUGUGUGUAUAUAAAGUUCUUAUUCGUAAUCUUUGUGAUAAUACUCUUUGAUCCUGUCUUUGAUUUGCAUAUCAUUUAUUGUACAUAGUUAAAUCUAUGAUUAUUCCAAAAUUAUGGCUAGACUUGUACCAUAAUUGCCGACUUUGAACUAUGGAAUUAUAAAAACAGUAAUUGUGACCAAUAUUGUUACAAUUUAUUGCACCAAAACGUUAUCCGAAACCUUUUAAUAAAAUAACGUUAUAAGAAGCGCCCUAGUUUAACAGUUACGGGCUCUUUUCAUACACAAAAUGCAUAAGAAUUUUGAAAGGUUUGUGUGAUUUUUGCAUGUGUAGUAUACUAUUAGUAAAUGCUUUUCUUUACCUUUUUU